Molecule: messenger RNA, 1685 nt
Organism: Megalobrama amblycephala (Wuchang bream)
Lineage: Eukaryota; Metazoa; Chordata; Actinopteri; Cypriniformes; Xenocyprididae
Gene: ube2a
Product: ubiquitin-conjugating enzyme E2A (RAD6 homolog)
Exons: 6
Coding region: 172-630 (152 amino acids)
Biological process (GO): protein polyubiquitination; DNA repair; proteasome-mediated ubiquitin-dependent protein catabolic process
Cellular component (GO): HULC complex
Molecular function (GO): ubiquitin conjugating enzyme activity
Source: RefSeq, a predicted model, not a curated record
GACGGGCUUAGUAGAGAGAAAACAGGCAGGAGGAUCCAAGCAAGCGAACGGCUAACGUCGAUAUUUAACCGAAUCGACCAAACCGACGUCCGCUAAACUAAAAUAAUUGAAACUAAUUCAAAGUAACAACGUCGAUACCUUAUGUUUACUUCUCGGCUGUCAAAUUAAACCAUGUCAACCCCAGCAAGACGGCGUCUGAUGAGAGAUUUUAAACGUCUCCAGGAGGAUCCUCCAGCCGGAGUUAGCGGAGCCCCGUCGGAAAACAACAUCAUGGUCUGGAAUGCUGUCAUUUUUGGCCCUGAAGGAACACCAUUUGAAGAUGGAACUUUCAAACUCACAAUAGAAUUUACAGAAGAAUAUCCAAACAAACCACCAACAGUCCGGUUUGUCUCCAAAAUGUUUCACCCUAAUGUUUAUGCAGAUGGUAGUAUAUGUUUGGACAUUCUUCAGAAUCGCUGGAGUCCAACAUAUGAUGUUUCUUCAAUUUUAACCUCGAUACAGUCUUUACUGGAUGAGCCGAACCCAAACAGCCCUGCCAACAGCCAGGCAGCUCAGCUGUAUCAGGAAAACAAGAGAGAGUAUGAGAAACGUGUGUCGGCCAUUGUUGAACAGAGCUGGCGUGACUGUUGACCCUCCUUACAGUUCCCAUACGAACAAUAGUCCGCCUCAGCCAAUGAGAGGAAAACCACCUUGCAAAGAAUAAAAUAAAACACUUCAUGUUUUCAAUCAUUCUCCACUUACUCGGUAGAAUUGUCUGUUCUGUAGCUGUUGCAAGAUUAGAGUGCUGUUGUGUUGUGGUCUCCCUCUUCAUGCAGAACCUUAUCUUGGGUGAGGAUAAACCUUAAUUUAACAAAAUAUUGUUGCCAGGGUUACUUGUUUUUAUUUGGCCUGCCCUCAUUUUUGUCAUCUUAUUUCUUUGGUUUUAUAAGUUGCUCCUACACUGUGGGCUGAUUUCAUUUUGGUUAUUAAGAUGUCGGUUGCUGUUUUCAGUAUGAAUUAAAGUUUUAUUAUCCUUGUUUAAAUGUAGAGAUUUUGUUGUCUCUGCAAAAGUGUCAUACCGAAUGCCGCUUAAUGUGCCGUUCAGAGUUCCAAAUUAAACGGCAAGGACAUUAAAGAUGAUUGAUAUAUUGUCUUGUUUGGAAAGCUUACAAGUUUCAGAAACAUGCCUUUAUAACUGCACUUGGAAAACCUGACUUUAAAACCAGUUUAAAAAUUGUAAUGUUGUAAAGUGAUUUAUGUUCUUUUAAUUCAGCAGUUCAUGAUGAUGUUUAAGGUGUUGCCUUUGACACUGUGUUCUAGUUUGUCAGCAGUAAUUGUUUGAAGGUACACCGUGAUCUGUCUGCCCCACAAAACCCCGUGCCACAGACCUGGGAUUCAGAACACAACAAAUUGGCGAAUCUUUAAGCGUGUUUUCUUUUUUCACGAUUUUGUGUCUGUUGCACCCCAGUUGCAUGGCUUUCUUGCUCUUUUUUUUUUUUUUUUUUAAAGUUCCAUUUAAGUGCCGUUUAUUUCUCACACACUGAAUUGCUCCUCCAACCAUUCUGAUGUGAUGCUGUCAUGCAGUGUCCAUUUUAGCUAAUUCAAAUCUUCAUUUUUCUAAUUUACCAAGAGUGUUGAUUUGCACUAGUAACCCAUGUAAGAAACUGUACAUUUUCUCACUUCUUGUAAAUAAACAGUAAAAUAAA